CAAAACAGGAGAAUUCUAGGUCCUCUUCUACCCCGUUCCUUCUCCGCUAUCCCCAGCGACUCCCGCCGCCGAUUUGCUCCGGCGAGGUUACAAACUGCAAUACUUCAAAUUAGAAUGGCUCCGGCUCGGAAGCGAACGAAACGAUUUGAAGAAGAGAGUAUGAGCAGCUCGGACGCUGGCGGCGACUCGGAGACCGAGAUGGGGUUUGGUUCGGAUCAGUCUGAGGAUUUUGAUCAGUUUGAUGAUGAUGAUGACGGCGGGAGUGAUCCUGAAAGCAACAGCGACGAAGAAGAUGAAGAUGAGGCGGGGGAGGAUGAAGAGGAAGAGGGAAGUGGUGCUGAGGGUAUUGGGAGGACGAAGGAUGCAGAAAUGGAGGAACUUGAGAAGGAGAUGGAUGAUCUCCGCAAGCAACAAGAUCUCCUGAAUAAUCUAAAGCGUCAUAAGGAUGAAGAUGCUAUUAAAGGUCAAGCUGUGAAGAACCAGAAGGUGCUGUGGGAUAGGACCUUGGAAUUCAGGUUCUUACUGCAGAAACCAUUUUCUAGUUCAAAUAAAUUGCCACAGGAGCCUAUCAAGUCCUCAUUUUGCAGUUCAGAUAAGCUAGUUGAUCAAUCAUACUCUGACCUGAUAUCAUCAUGUAAAGAGACUAUAGACAGUCUGCUGGGACUGCAGGAGGCUCUGCUUGAGAAGAACCCGUCCAUUCUUCAAGGCACAGGGAAUGAUAUUCACAAGGAUGAGGAUCUGUCUCGGGACUUCGGAGAGGCUGAUGAGGAGUGGCUAAGUAUACAUAAAAUGCAUUGUAGAAUAGCGCCAUUUAGAAAUAAUUCAGUAGACAAGUGGCAUAGGAAGACACAGGUAACAACUGGUGCUGCUGCCUUCAAAGGAAAAUUGCAGGCCUUCAAUCAGAACAUUAGUGAACAAGUAGCUGGUUACAUGAGGGAUCCAAGCAGAAUGAUUAAGAGGAUGCAGCUGAGGAGGUCUUCUGUUGGUGUUUUGGGAAAAAUUACUGAGGACUCCGAAAUGAAAAGGGAAGAGGAUGGAGAUGUCAAUGGAGAUCCCGAGCUUGUUGAUGACGUUGAAUUCUACCAGCAACUCCUCAAGGAAUUCUUUGAAUCAUGUGAUCUUUCAUCAUCUGAGACGGCCUUUUAUGCAUUGAAAAAGCUGCAGCCAAAGAAACGAAAGCUAGUUGAUCGUCGUGCAUCAAAAAGUCGGAAGAUAAGGUACCAUGUUCAUGAAAAAAUUGCUAAUUUCAUGGCUCCAAUACGGAUGGAUCUUCCGCCGAUGGCACCGAAGUUAUUUGAGAAUUUAUUUGGACUGGGGAAUCAGAAAACUUCCUCCAUUCCAUAAUCUACUUCUGUGGGCACGUUAUAAAACACAAAAAACCAGCAAUAAGGUAAGCAGUUAUUAUAAACCGGUAUUCAGCAUUUUUGGUUAAUAUUUGAUAGCAGCAGCGAUGGUCAGUAUAUUUCGUUCAGAAACAGAGAGAAAUGGAGGGACAAGGGAGAAAGCUAGGUUGCCCAUCCUCUUGCUUUUCAUUGAAUUUCAGAAUAUAUUAUUGGUGAAAACCUCCUCUCAGCUUCAUUGAAUUCAGAGAUUUUGGGUGGAAGCAAAUCUGAAGCUUAUGAAACGUCUGCAGUGAUCAGUGAGUUUUUAUUGCAACAAAUUUACAAAAUAGAGUUGGAGAAGCUUUUGAUGUUGCACGUAUAAAUGUAAGCGUAAAAUCUACUAAGCAUCAGUUGAUCAUUUAUUAUGACACCUAGGCCCUAGGAAUAUUUUCUUCACGAGAGAUGUAAUUGGAUAUAUCUUUCCUCUUCUAAAAUGUUGACUUAUCAAGAUUUUACCUGAAGUGGUUUACUGUUGCAGUUAAAAUUUGGAGAAUUGGAGAAAUCGUAAAUAAUUUUGGAUUGUGUA
Messenger RNA from Asparagus officinalis (garden asparagus), 1908 nucleotides. RefSeq lists its product as uncharacterized. The coding region runs from base 115 to 1344 and encodes 409 amino acids. Lineage: Eukaryota; Viridiplantae; Streptophyta; Magnoliopsida; Asparagales; Asparagaceae. Gene Ontology annotation, cellular component: nucleus; nucleolus. The transcript is spliced from 14 exons. The record is from RefSeq and is a predicted model, not a curated record.